Vigna umbellata (rice bean) is the source of this 1323-nucleotide messenger RNA. Lineage: Eukaryota; Viridiplantae; Streptophyta; Magnoliopsida; Fabales; Fabaceae. The record is from RefSeq and is a predicted model, not a curated record.
CAUCAAUCCUUGGUUCCUCUCUUUCUUGUAUUCCCUAAAGUUUACCUAACCAUGGUAUCCAACAUGCGCAAACAUCUUCCUUCGUUUGCAUCAGCUUCGUCGUGGUUCGAGGUGUACGCUACGUUCUCCACAUUCACCAUGCUCCUCAGAACUGCAUUCAAUGAUCUCAUACCCCACCAAAUUCGAUCCUUUCUUGUCUCAAAGCUAGAAGCCUUUUUCCAUAGCCAACCAAAUAAUCAAAUAUCUCUCCGAAUCAACGAAUUCUGGCACGAUCGGUAUAAUGGAAAUGAAGUUUUCCUUGCAGCGCAGGAGUAUCUCCCCACCAGGAUUACCAGCACCUACAAAUCACUCAAAGUUGGUAAACGAGAAAACGAAAAGCACCUGAAUCUCGCAGUGGAUCCAAGCCAAGAGGUGGUGGACGAGUUUGAAGGCACCAAGUUCACUUGGAAGUUGGAUGAGAAUUCAGACGAAAACUCGCGCGAUUCCUGGAAGCAAGCCUUUGUACUGACCUUCGACGAGAGGAACAGAGAGAGAGUGUUGGAUCGGUAUAUCCCACACGUCCUUAAAACAUACGAGGCCAUGAAAAGUGAGAAGAGGAUUCUGGAAAUACAUUCCAGGAGGAGUUACGGAUGGACCGACUGGGAGUUAUCUCAUCCUGCCACAUUCGACACGCUGGCCUUGGAUCCCGAGUUGAAGCAAGCUGUAGUUGAUGAUGUAGAUCGGUUCCUGAAGAGGAAGGAAUUCUACAAGAAGGUGGGAAAGCCUUGGAAACGUGGGUACUUGCUGUAUGGACCUCCGGGAACAGGAAAAUCUAGCCUCAUUGCAGCCAUUGCCAAUCACUUGAAAUUCGACGUGUAUGAUUUGGAUUUAUCUUGUAUUGCUUCUGAUUCAGACCUGAUGGAAGCCAUGAGGGAUAUAUCUGGCAGUUCCAUCUUGGUGAUUGAAGACAUAGAUUGCAACAAAGAGGUGCAUGAUCGAUCAAAACCAAAACAAGAUUCAGAUAUUGAGAAGGAGCGGGGUGAGGGUAGUGGGAAGUUUAGUCUGUCGAAUUUGCUGAAUUUCAUCGAUGGUUUAAGUUCAGGCGGUGGAGAGGGGUGGGUUAUAAUAUUCACUACUAACCACAAAGAGAAAAUAGACCCGGCGUUGCUGCGCCCUGGUCGCAUGGACAUGCACAUUCACUUGUCCUUUCUCAGAGGUAGGGCGUUUCCGAUUAUGGCUUCUAAUUAUUUGGGUAUUGAAGGACAUCAUCCUCUGGUUGAAGAGAUCAAAGGAAUGUUGGAGAAAACACAAGUCACCCCUGCAGUUGUAGGAGAGCAUCUCAUC